Molecule: messenger RNA, 1260 nt
Organism: Carica papaya (papaya)
Lineage: Eukaryota; Viridiplantae; Streptophyta; Magnoliopsida; Brassicales; Caricaceae
Product: myosin-G heavy chain-like protein
Cellular component (GO): chloroplast
Source: RefSeq, a predicted model, not a curated record
UUCCCCAAAAAACAUUUGUCCUCAAGUUGGACUGAUUGGUGAAAUUAAUAACUGAACCCACACCCCAGAAAAUGCAAGGUUUCGGAAACUCGUAAUGGCGUUGAAUUUCAGUGUAGCGUUUUUUCACCCAAAACAUUCUUCUUUUUCUUCUUUUUCUUCUUCCUCUUCUACUCUGUUUUUUAUUCCCAAAUUUAAAGCACUCUGCCCUCCGUCAUACUGUACAUCUCCUUCUAGAACAUUUGCUCAAUCUGAGAAGAAGGAAGGGGGAGUUACGGAGGAGGACCCUCCUGAUUCUUUGACGGCCGCCGGUUCUUUGUCUUCUGCACGCACUCAGCUGGAUCUCUUGGAGCAACUCACUUCCACUACCUCUGUGAUUGAUGGUUAUGAGAGCGAUGGCAGCUCUCAGAGACUGACAAUCCGUCAGCAGCUGGCACAGUUGGUCGGGGAGAGAGAUGAUGAUUUCAGCAUUCCAUUGGGCAAAAACCUAAAGAAAGUGAGUGCCAAGUUCUUAACUGUUUCUCAGAAGAGAAACAUCAGAAGACAAUCAUACAUGGAUGAAGUCUCUCAGAGGAAUGACUCAGUUUUCUUUGCUACAAUUGGUGCAUUCGUAAUCCUUCCACCUUUUGUAAUAUUAGGCAUUGCCAUACUAACAGUUUUCACCUGCCUGAAAACAGAGUUCCAGUUUUCAACCGUACGAGGUGUAUGAUUUUUCUCCAUGGACAUUGAAAUUUGCAAGAGGGUAUUUGACUUAAGGUAAGGAGUGCCACUUUAUCAAAGAAGGAAUCAAUUGUGGAAUAUAUUCAAUUAUUUUUAAUUCAAUUUGAAGUAAAUUAGGUUUUCAAAAAGAUAAUAGGAGCCAUUUUGUGUUAUUACUAUGUCAAGCUUGUUUUACCCUUUUUCUCUCAUUAAUUUUUAUGUCUAGGUCAGACCAUACUGUUAUUUCAUGUUUAAAAAAAAAAGAAAAAAAAAGAACAUUGUCCUGUGUUGCUAAAUUAUGGUGUGAAUUGUUUGAAAAACUAGAGAAAUUCUCAAGGUUUCUACGUGGAAUAAACGGAUGUUUAUCUCGACUGUAUUUAAACUCGAUUAGGAAGUUAAUUUCAUAAUUUGUAUAAUCUCAUAUCACAGUUAAAAUAAUGUAAUUUUUUUUAAUAAUUAAAUUCAAAUUUUUGUUACUAGAGACAGCCUUUAACCCUAUCUUGUUUCGAGAAUUCUAGGUUUGACAUUUUUGCAUUCUCAUGUCUAUGAACUUCUAAGUGGGGU